Microcebus murinus (gray mouse lemur) is the source of this 348-nucleotide messenger RNA. Lineage: Eukaryota; Metazoa; Chordata; Mammalia; Primates; Cheirogaleidae. The record is from the annotation of a RefSeq genome assembly.
AUUAACCUCCCACUAACCCUUACAAUUGAUAUUAUAUUAGUCCUAGUACUUGUUACAGUCGCAUUUUGACUACCCCAAUUAAACAUAUAUGCAGAAAAAAACAACCCCUAUGAAUGUGGUUUUGACCCUAUAGGAUCUGCUCGUCUACCCUUCUCCAUAAAAUUUUUUCUAGUAGCCAUUACAUUCCUCCUAUUUGACCUAGAGAUCGCACUCCUCCUACCACUCCCAUGAGCAUCCCAAUCAAAUAGUCUUAAAAUUACAGUAACAAUAGCACUCAUACUAAUUAUUAUUCUAGCCUUAGGUCUCGUUUACGAAUGGUCACAAAAAGGACUAGAAUGAGAAGAAUAA